Diachasma alloeum is the source of this 3966-nucleotide messenger RNA. RefSeq names its product mucin-5AC. NCBI's taxonomy places the organism in Eukaryota, Metazoa, Arthropoda, Insecta, Hymenoptera, Braconidae. Bases 1 to 3966 code for a protein of 1321 amino acids. Gene Ontology annotation, biological process: chitin catabolic process; carbohydrate metabolic process. The record is from RefSeq and is a predicted model, not a curated record. Gene Ontology annotation, cellular component: extracellular region. Gene Ontology annotation, molecular function: chitin binding; chitinase activity. The transcript has 15 exons.
AUGGAUUGGGGAGUGAGGGUCACGACACUGGCUCUAUGGAUGGUGAUAGGACUCUCCGCUAUCAAUGACUGCAAUGGUGACCAGAGAAUCGUAUGUUAUUACACAAAUUGGUCGGUGUACAGGCCAGGGACAGCGAAAUAUUCACCGCAGAACAUAAAUCCAUACCUCUGUACCCAUCUUAUUUAUGCCUUUGGGGGUUUCACCAAGGACAACACACUCAAGCCAUUCGACAAAUACCAAGACAUUGAGAAAGGUGGAUAUGCCAAGUUCACUGGUCUCAAGACGUAUAAUAAAAACCUCAAGACAAUGCUGGCCAUUGGUGGAUGGAAUGAGGGCUCAAGUAGAUUUUCACCCAUGGUAGCUGAUCCCGAGAGGAGAAGGGAGUUGGUGAAAAAUUCUGUCAAAUUUCUCAGGCAAAAUCACUUCGAUGGUCUCGACCUAGAUUGGGAGUAUCCGGCAUUCAGGGACGGUGGAAAGCCACGGGAUAAGAAUAAUUACGCCGAUCUCGUACAGGAAUUGAGAGAAGAGUUCGAAAGGGAGUCAUCGAAAACAGGUAGACCACGUCUCCUCCUGUCAAUGGCAAUUCCCGCUGGUAUUGAGUACCUGGAAAAAGGAUACGAUCUACCGAGGUUGAACGAAUACUUAGAUUUCUUCAAUCUCCUAUCCUACGACUAUCACUCGGCAUUCGAGCCAGCGGUCAAUCAUCACUCGCCGUUGUAUGGAUUGGAGGAGGCUAAUGAGUACAAUUACGACAGUGAAUUAACUAUCGAUUAUACCAUAAGUUAUCUCUUGAAUCAUGAUGUCACGUCUGAGAAAAUUGUGCUUGGUAUACCGACGUAUGGAAGAUCCUACACACUUUAUAAUGCAGAUGCCACAGAUAUUGGGGCUCCUGCUGAUGGACCUGGGGAGGAAGGAGAUGCCACCAGGGAGAAGGGAUACUUGGCUUAUUACGAAAUCUGCGAAAAUAUAGCCAAAUCAGACGAAUGGGAAGUGGUCCAGCCAAACGAGAAAGCCAUGGGUCCCUACGCCUUCCGAGCGAAUCAAUGGGUUGGCUAUGACGACGAGAACAUAGUUCGAGUGAAAGCCUUCUACGUCAAAGAGAAGAAACUGGGAGGCAUCAUGUUCUGGUCCAUCGACAAUGAUGACUUCCGUGGGAAGUGUCACGGACGUCCGUAUCCACUCAUCGAAGCUGCCAAAGAGGCUCUCCUCUCCGGAAGCGAAAAAACUUCUGAAAGAUCGAAGCCACAAGCCCACCGCAAGAAGACAAGGCCCCACGGAACUCAGCGCACAGCAGACUCCUCCAUCGAACGAAAAUACUCAUCACCACGUCGGUCAGGUUCGAAGCCAACUCGGAAGCGUCUUUCCACCUCUCGCUCGACUUCUCGUCCCACUCCCAAAACUCCUCCACCUGACGCAGAAGAUCCUGAAGAUUCCCCUGAAUCCCCUGAAGAACGCAACACCCUUACUCGCCCCCGCAAAACUCGUCUGAAAUCUCGCGCAGGAACCCGCAGACGAGAUCAAACAAGAAAGAUAGAGAGAACCGAGGAAGAUACAUCCUCCCUCAGCAACAGUAUAACCACCCCGGAACCUCCGACGACCCCAGAUCCAGGCUCCGACUUCAAAUGUGAGGAUGAAGGAUUCUUCCCUCAUCCUCGAGACUGCAAGAAGUACUUCUGGUGCUUGGACAGUGGUCCUGGUGGUCUUGGAGUCGUUGCCCACCAGUUCACGUGUCCAUCCGGUCUAGUUUUCAAUAAAGCAGCUGAUUCCUGUGAUUAUCCUCGCAAUGUCGUGUGUCCAAAGGUCAAAACAUCAUCAGGUACUUCGACGACCCCUAAACCUGUCACCACGAGCAAAGCUACGAAGCGAACUACAACUGCAAAACCAGAGUCUGAGGAAGAAGAGGACGAGGAGUAUGAGUAUGAGGAUGAUGAGGUGAAUGCUGCUGAGGAGAAGGAAGAGUUGCCUGUAAGCACGACUGCGAAAGCUUUGUUGUAUAAGACGAUUAGUAGAAGCAGACCUACUACGACUACUAGUACUACCACAACUGAAGCUACGACGACCGAAGGGACUACCGAGACCUCUAGAGCAUUUAAGGGUGAAGACGGAGAGGCUGAGGACACUGAGGAUCCCAGGGUUCUGAAAGAGCUAAUAGAUCUGAUUAAGAAGGCUGGCGGAAUCGAGCAGCUCGAAAAACAGCUGCAUCUACAGGAGAAGGGAUCAGGAGAUACUACUCAGGGAAGCCUAGCUACGCCUGCUACGAUCAGCAGGAGUCUUUAUGAGAGGGUGCUGAAUCGACAGGCCACAAAGUUGUUUGGAGGCACGAGUGGGAAGGACACGAAGCAAGUGGCGAAUUCUAGGAGUCCCUUCCAGAAUGGACCUGGGAGAUCACAAUUCGAGGGACUAGAUGAGGUGCCAGAGGUGAAGAGCUUGAGGAGGACUAAUAAGCAUCAGUACGUUACAAUAGCACGGCAAAGAUCAUCGACGAAUGAACCUGCAGUGGGCGAAAACGAAGAACUGGGUCAGGAUGAAGAAAUUGAACAAGACAAUGAUGAUGCGUCUUCUGAUGAUCGGGAAGUCAGUAAUGUUCCAGGGAAAGAAAGGAAUUUAUCCCCAAAACGAGUAACACCGAAUUAUGUCAACAUUCGUAGAGCCAGACCAACGACUCCAGCGAGUGACAACGAUUUAGAAGAAAAAGACAUGCAAAAAGAAAACACCUCAAAACUCUCCCGCAGACAGCACAACAGAAAUUCUCCAAGUGAAGAGGAAGCAGAGGACCCGCCAUCCUCAACGGAAUCCAUCGAAGUCUCCCAAGAGUCAACGACUGCAAAAACCAGAUACACCAACAUCCAUCGCUUCAGAAGUACAACAACGUCCUCCAGUGAACCCGAAGAUCCGCCAAAAUCAUCAGAAGAAACUUCAGAGUCUGCCUCAACAAGCUCCCUCGAGCUCACCCCCACUGAGCCCCAGGUCUUCUCAACUCCCUCCCCCUCCCCCACCACAGAGGCUCCAAUGCCCUCCACAGAGUCUCUCCCCGACGCCACAAACCCCACAAUAAGCACAACUCACCAGCCAGCAACAGAACCAGUGAAACUGGUAGAGAACUCAGUCACUGAAAUACUACUAACAACAUUCCCAGCACCAUCGAACCCUCGCACAACUCCUUUACCAAGGACAACAGUCUCAGUAGUAUCUUCACCCAGACCCUUUGGAUACCCCCGAAGAAUACGUCCAACAACAGCAUCAUCAUCAUCAUCAUCAUUAUCAACACCACCAUCAACAACUGAGCAAUCAAGAGUCAAGGUGGGAGCUCUGAGGCAUUCGGGGAACUUUUUGAGAAGACCUGGUAGCAUUAUUAGACCCACUACGUCGAAGAGCUACGCUAUUGAAUACGAAACCGCAGAUCGUCGUUACUCGAGUAGAUUCAUAGUGCCGACAACCAAAAAUACCGACCAAACUGGUCGUGCGCAAGAGCUCGCAGUGACACUGAUAGAUCCAUCAGUGGUUGCUUCUUUUGAGACAGGUAAAGAAAUCUCGAGAAACCGAGGUGGACAGAGGCAUAGACUCGAAGAGUUCAAAGGUAUCACUGAAACACCAAUCACCAGAACGACACCAUCAAGAAGAAGACAAAGGCCUACCACUGGCUCUCAAGAAGCUAAAGUCAUUACGAACAGGCCAAGACGCCCUGCCAUAAUUGAUUACGAUUACUACGUCGAUGAGGAGGUGCGUAUUUCGGUGAAGCCCGAGUUGAAGAACAAAAUCUAUGUGACAGCCAGUGGGAGGAUUGGUUGCUUGGAUCAGGGAACAUUUGCGCAUCCAUUUUCGUGCAAAAAAUUCAUCACUUGCGCUAAGAUGGUUGGGGGACAGGUCGUGCCCACUGAGUACUCUUGUCCUAAUAAAUUGUCCUUUGAUCCUGUUGGAGGUAUUUGUAAUUGGUCCGCUGGACUCGGAUGCAAGGAGUCUUUGUAA